CUGCCUACUUACAUUCACACACACUAACACACCAACCACCUGGAACACAAUGCGCACCGUCGCGACGGUACUAUUAUCAUCGGUAGCUGCCAUACUCUCGGUAUCGGGCCAGCAAUACCAGCAACCAGGUGCCAACUACGUGGACGAGUAUUCGGCGUACGAGUCCCCGAGACCGGCCCACCCGACCCCCCGAAGUUACCCCGUUGAUUCUGCGCCCAACAGGCAAUCGGCCGGCCCCACCACCCCGAAACCAACCCCUGUCGCCAUCUUGAAACAGAUCAACAGGCACAACGAGGACGGGUCGUACACGUACGGGUUCGAGGGAGCGGAUGGCUCGUUCAAGAUCGAGACGAAACUGCCGACAGGCGAGGUGAAGGGUAAAUACGGUUUCGUGGACGACACGGGGAAGGUGCGGGUGGUCGAAUACGGGGCGAAUCAAUACGGGUUCCAACCGGCUGGCGAGGGUAUCACGGUCGCGCCACCGACCCUGGUCGACGAGACGACCAGCAAAGAGGCCCUCCAAGCGCACAACUAUCAAGAGGAGCAGUACCAACAACCACCGCCCCCCAGACAACCACCUGUCAGAGCGCCUGCGCCCCGCCCCGCGCCCCUUCAGCAACAACAGAUUCAAUACGAGCAACCGGCCUACCAACACCCCACCCAGACCCACACCCAGGCCGUCUACUCGCCACCGUUGCCGUCCAGACAGUCGAGCGGCGUCCCGAAACCGCCGAUCUUCACGCCAGCAUCCCCCAUCGCCAAGCAGAAUCCGCUGCUUCAGCAGGAGGAACCUGUCCCACCGUCCCAACUGUACAACCAAGGACCGGCACAAUUCGGGCCUGCACCCGUCCAAGAGCACCGUUCCCAACCGCAACCGCGCAGCCAGAGCGGCGGUAUCCUCGAUCAGUUGGCCAGGGACUACGCCCUGCCCCAGGGCGUCGCGCCACCCUUGCACGACAUCAGUUUCGGCUAUUACUAGAAUCACUCUAGUCCCACCCUCCCUCGUGUUCGUCACGGUGUAUUUGUAAACGGUCCGUAAACGUGUGAAGACGCGACGCUUCGACGGAGGGGAAACGGUUUCUGAUCGUUUUAAUUAAUUUAAAGUGUCGGCCCGUCGAUCCACGGCCGCCUUUUCGCGAUCGCGCGUAGGUCGCGAUCCCAUUAUCGGAGGAAGCAUCGAGAAUUAAUUCGAUCGUUUUUUUCGUUUUUUCUUUCUUUUUUUUUUUUUUUGGAAUAUGGAAAAGCAAGAAAGAUUCUCGACUUUUUCUUCGGUAAUAAGUAACUCGUCAUGGCUGCCUACCUGGUGUCGUACUUCCGAUUUGUACUUUGAUCGGGGUACGACGAGUUCAUUCUUGCCAUUGGAAUUAAUUGCGACGUUUGAUGAAAGCCACAGCAUGGAAAUGUAAAGAACGAUCUUCGAAUAUUUGACGAGGUUUAUCGAAAUUCUAUUUCAUUUUGUCGAGGAUUUAUUCGUAAUUAGGGAUUUUCGAUUCCGAUGAAGAUGAUUCUUUCGUUUCCAUCUCGCGAGGAAAAAAACGCGUGAAAAUCGUUGAUGAUGAUGAUGAUGAUGAUGAUGAUGGAGAAGGAAGAUUGUAAAAAUGUUGUAAAUAAAAAUUCCACGGUAGGCUUCCGUGCUGGUUUUAAUCCUAGAGAGCGCAGCUUGCACCUAUUAUCGGCGGUACCGUUAAUUAAUUUCGAUUUCAAGGAGAACCUCGCUUUGUCAAGCUGCGUCUUCGAUUACGCGUCUCCGCACAAUAAAUUCAGCACGCUUACUAUUAUAUUCUAAUUAAGAUAUUAAGGUUAUAAGGUGAAAUCGGAUUGGAAUAAAUCGUCAAAUCUUUCAUUA
Messenger RNA from Apis florea (little honeybee), 1846 nucleotides. It is a transcript of the gene Cpr97Ea, whose product is annotated as cuticular protein 97Ea. The record is from RefSeq and is a predicted model, not a curated record. Lineage: Eukaryota; Metazoa; Arthropoda; Insecta; Hymenoptera; Apidae. Gene Ontology annotation, cellular component: chitin-based extracellular matrix. Gene Ontology annotation, molecular function: structural constituent of chitin-based larval cuticle.